Molecule: messenger RNA, 5207 nt
Organism: Spirometra erinaceieuropaei
Lineage: Eukaryota; Metazoa; Platyhelminthes; Cestoda; Diphyllobothriidea; Diphyllobothriidae
Source: the annotation of a GenBank genome assembly
AUGGCAAACAUUAUCGCAAGCUCCCUGUCACUAAUAGACGAACAAGAAGAAGAAGAAGAAGAAGAGGAGGAGGAGGAGGAGGAGGAGGAGGAGGAGGAGGAGGACAUUUCGUCCGUAGCUAUUUAUUUCCCCAUAUUCCCAACACCGGCAGUAGGAAAACAUGCGAACACUUGUUUCGCCGUUCCCCCGGGCCAAAUGGCUUAAAAGCGGAAAGUUUACCUAGUCAGUGGCUCCCCUAGGGUUCGCUCUGACAUAAAUCCAGUUUUCAGAAUUAAUGUUAUAGCUAAACCUGAGUAUACACUCAAAAAACUGAACUGAACUGACUGAAAUUAAGCCCCUGGGCUCGAUCAUGAGUUUCGUGCAAACAUUAUUAUUUACUAACCCCCAGUUCUUCGCCCUAUCUUCCUCUAAAUUGCCCCUUUUUCUAACUCUUCCUUUUCGCUUUUACUCUUCCCUCCUCCCCCCUUUGUUAAUAGUAAGACCAAUAGACUGACGGAACUAUUAUUUAUGGGAAAUUUCGAACUCUCACGGCAAGAGGACUAUAUGGAUCAGCGGUCGAACAAACUCAGGUGAGGAAAGCGCUAUCUUUAUAAGAUUCCCUGUGGGGAUUCAGGCUGUAAUUACGCAGGUCAGACCACCCGGAAAUUCGUCUUCCGAGUACAAGUGCACAAGCAGAGUUUGUGCCGGAGUGACUCAUAACACCACGCCGAUACCCACAUCCUGGAAGCAGACUGCGAGUUUGAUUUCGCGUGCCCAUGGAUAAUGGCGAGGGCCGACAAUGGGAACAGGCAGAGAAUUACCUGAAUGCCGGUCCUAGAACCACAGCAACAUAAAUCGGUAGGCUGUUCUGACCCCCCGUCUAUCGCGCGCUGCAACCCAACAGCCAGAUGGCGUGACCCAGUUUUUGGCCAGGGACACUCAAUGAGACACUAUAAAACCAAAUUAGUUGCUUUUCGUUUUUUUUUUAUCGCUAUGCCUGUUGUUGGGCUGCAGCAGGGUUUCAAAAGUUCAGAAGAGUAGGACGGAAGUGGCAGCAAGAGCCUCCCUCUUCUCUCCAGUCCUCCAUACUCUAAUUAAUCAUGAGAAAAUCUAAAAAGACGGACUACUUUUUAUCCUUUACUCCUCAGGAGUUGCUGCGGUAGAUGAAGAGGUAAUUGGGUAGGAUGGUAGUUGGUAGCCCUGCCCACUGAUUCUACAAUUGUACUUACUGACUCGAUUUCAAGCUCUGUGAGUACGUUCUCAUUAUGUCUGGGAGUGCACGCGCAGAAGCCCUGUCAAGAUGACUUUCUUUUUCACUUUAACCGCCCCGAGGACGAGGCACUGCAAAAAUGUCCAUAUAGACUCAUUGUAUUGCACCCCUACACGGAAAUCUUUAGUUAAGGGCGAAAGAUUUAUCCUAGGCGGAUUAUGAUUCAUCAUGCUUCUCAUUAUGCUUCGAAUUGCAUGCGCGCAUUGUGUUACCUGUAUCUGAUUCAUUUUAGAUGUACUAUCCUAGGCUGCAUAUCACAGUACCCAGAUGUUAAUUGAAGGCAUAACCAUCCGUGUGCUGUUGCAGUAUUUGUAAGGGCAUGACCUUUCGACAUCUACAUAAGACCCUACAGGUCAGUAGUCCUUUCUGCUGGAGAUACUGCAGUAGGUAGGACGACUGGAUUAUUUCCAGGAUUCGCGAAUAAUCUGUCGGCCUAUCCACUUGCGGUCCUGCUUUCCUUCGUCUUCUAAGAGAAUGGGCUCUGCAAGCAGAAAAAGUGUAACUUCAUAUACAGUGCUAAUUCCUCUUUACAUUGUAUAGUACACCAUUCACGUAUAGCAAACAACUACUGCCAUAGUUCUAAUCCUAGACGUGGCCAAAGUGACCAUACACUAUUAUUUGCAGAUUUUCUCUUUCGCCCAAACAUAUUUUUCGCAUUAAAGUCUUAUCCCGCUUGCGUUAUGCCGUCCUGCGUGCCGCUGCUUGACUCUCGUGUUCUCAUGUCCAGUCUGUCGGUUAGAAUCGCACGUACUGCGGAAUGACCUUAAGACACACUGCCUUCUUCCUAUUGGUUGUUCGCCUUCACUUGCUAUUCUUUCCAGUCUGGGGCACGGAUGCAUUUAUUCCGCAUACCGUACUAAUUAUCCAUGCUUAUUUCUAUACCCUCCUUGCAUUUUUCACCUUUUGAAAUUAGGCUUCCACUUUGCCAGGAACGUCGCUUCCAGGCAAUACCCUACAAGCGCCAUUUACGCCUCCACUUAUCUGCCCCACCCGCAUGGCCCCUAUUACCACCGGCCCCGUAAGACAGGUAGCUGGGAGUUUUCGGUACCGCGAGGGCUACCAACUACCAUCUAACCGGUGAUUGUCAUCCUCUUUUCCGGCACUUGUCUGCGCGAUAACUGCUCACGGUUGGCAGACCUAGCGGCGACACAAAUUCAAGCAGUCGGCCGCUCGAUUCCAUCUCACAACAACACGCUCCCAAGUAGUAUAAUAUUCAUCUCUCACAAUGUGACGUAAGGAAUUCGCUGGCUGAUGACAUUGCAGACUUCGUUGCAAUUGGUGUGACCGUUUGGACAUUCGUGCACUCAUAUCGAUUGCUUUUUUACCCCCUCCCCCUGUCUGCCUCCCUAAGGACGAAUGUGCACACUCCAGUGCCGGAUCUCUUUGUUGCAAUCACUUUUUGAACUUUGUCCUUCCCUCCGCCCUUCCUACGCAGGUUAUCGCUCAGCAGAAACGACCCGCUGAUCGUGCUGCCAAGUUCCACGAAUGGUUAGCCACAUGUCUAGCUGCCACAUAUACGAUAGUCAGCCCUUCACAAGCGGAGAGGGUCAUCGCUGUUCUUGGAUGAACUGCACAAGAAAUGGCUCAUAGCGGAGGAGACUUGCGCAAUACCUCUCUCUCUCUCUCUCUCUCUCUCUCUCUCUCUCUCUCUCUCACUCUCUCUCUUCCCAAGAUCUCCCCCUUACAGAUGGCAGGGCAAAGUCCAGACGGCUGGAGAUGAAUAUUGGCGGGGGGACUGGCGUGACCCGCGCGAUCCCUGCUGGGAUCUUGCGCAUCAGUGCAACUGGUUUUCUAGAACCCAUCCCAGCCCAAUCAACACUGCUUGCGGGGACAAAUCUCACCACCACCACAACCCGCAGUAAACUACUCUGCCUCCAUUAACGACGUACAGUGGGGUGACAAACUGCGAUUUUGGGAUGGGAGUUCGAUCGGAAAGGAUCAGGUAAAUGGGUUUCCAAUACUGAUUCGUACGCUGCAUAAUUCCAAAAUAAUUAAUGCGCGUGAGGAUGCUGAUUUUGGGUACACGUACUUCUGACUACCCACGAAAGUCACACUCUCCAAAACCACAAGUUAAGUAGUGUUAUUUUUUUCCAUUUAUUCCCAAGGACACUAUAAACUAGAUUGUAUUUAGUAAUAAGCAUACGCAAAAGUAUUCCUGUUUGCAACCUCUGUAGUUAAUUACACCUUCUUCAAAUUGUCUACGUAAAGAAGGCGUACCUUUCGGCUUUAAAACGGUUUUAGAUUCUCGAAUGAUUGCAAACCAUGCCUGGGUCUUCAAAUUACGCGCCGUACACUUUCCGUUUAAAGAAAGCCAGACAAUCCCUUAUGCCGAUUAAGGAUACACCAUCUACUCUUCACAUAAUUUUCGAUAGAUGUUAACCACAUUCAAGGCUCAAAGAGGAACAUGAAUGGGGUGAAGCGCAGAAACAACUCAAAUGGAAAUUUCAGGGUUUCGGAAAACCCCCAAUUGCGAACCCCUUAAACCGACAGAUACGCUUUCUUCAAGUGAAAAGUUUUUGGAGGACAUAAAUUGCUACAGCGGAAGUAUGUGAAAGAAUGGUUUCGUUAUGUGUUUUCUAUAAAUUUUGAUUGGAUUUAUAAAGAUAUUGAGGGCAUGUAGGAAAAGCAUACUACUUAAUUAGUUAUUUGGGGACCAGUCAUUCGUGGCUGAUCGGAAAGACGCGCACUCCAAAGUCACUAGCUUGGUGUGUCCGGAACAUUCUGGAAUUAUGCUACCCGCGCAGACAAGCGUCCGCGACUGUCUCUAAUGCUGGGUUUGAGUGAGAACCCGAAACGCCAGGCCAAUAAAUUUAUUGUUUCAGCGAUCGAAUCUUCUUCAUCCUCUACUAAUCUGGCUGGCAUCUGUCUUGUAUAUUUUGACUUGGCAACUACCGUAUGCCCUCCAGAAAACGGUGAUAGUCCCGACGCGUCCAAUUCAAUCCCCAAUCGAUAAGACACUCGACCCUGAGUCCCGAGCCCCUCCGACCCGCCUUUUGGAUAGGGGUAACCAACGACGGUUGCCUGGUCAGAGGCAACAUUUGCAGUGUGACUUUUCUUUGUGGGGAACACUUCCCGCACACUGAAGCGUAAUUUGCGUCUCCGGACUCUGGCGAAUCACUGUACUUCUUUGUACAUUGUUCGUUUCACUAUAGUUAAUUGUCUAAUAUUGUUGCCUUUAAUUACCCUGCAGUUGGCAGCUAAUGUCGAUCUGGCGCCCAGAUGGUUCAUACAAUGAACUGUGCGCGCAUGAGUGCGGGCGUGUGUGUUUGUGCCAUUAAAAUUCCUCACGGGAAUUGUUCCUCGCCUUUGGCGGCGGCGGCAGCGGCUCCUUCAGGGGCGCUUUCAUUGUCAAUCACAUUAGUAUGGGCCGAAGACACAGACAGGCGGGAGUGUUUUCCUACCUCUGCACAAGCCAGAUAUGCAGAUUCACUCUGCUGUCUCCCUAAUUAUCAAUCUGCGCUUCUUCGACCUAAUUAGGUCCUUGUGUAUGCACACGAAUGUCGAACCUCGGGGCCGCGCUGGGACCUCUUGAGUGAUCAAGCCCAGCCUCAAAUCAAUCAUAAUUGCCGGUCAGUCUUUUAAGUCCAUUCCGCGUGUCCGGCGAACAGAGUCGGUUGGGCCUGGCGUCACCGAUAAUUCUGCAUUAUCACCGCUGAGGGCUACUUGGUUCCGAGUGGACUGACGGUUAGAAUAGCACAAAGAAAGAAAGUGGGAACGGCUACUACGUGGUGCCAGCAAUUUCGAUAAUACUGAUACCGAAGCUGAUGCUACCGUCCCCAUCGCUGCCGCUGCUGCUGCUGAUGAUGAUAAUGAUGAUGAUGAUGAUGAUGAUGAUGAUGAUGAGGAGGAGAAGAAGAAGAAGAAGAAGAAGAAGAAGAAGAAGAGGGAGGAGAGGAUGGGGAGGAGGAGAAGGAGCAGGAGGAUGAGGAUGGGAAGGAGGAUGAGGAUGAGGAAAUGA